UUUACGUCUGCCAGAUCGAAGCAACUCUGUAGACCCUUCCCACUGCAGCUGUUCAAUCGCUGUUUAGUAGCCUACGGCGAACGGCUUAGGCAAACCCUAAGUGAUAUAUUGUCCACUUUGGAAAAUAAUCGCGAAGUAAUUCCAUUUUUGGGCUUUGCUUCGAGUCAGAUGCAGCGGAAAAUCGAAAGCGAUUUGGCAAAAUCGCUUUUCUUGGCAAUAGAUACACAGCUGCACCUUGGAGAUCUCCUACUCUUUUUGACUUCAGAUUUAGCUGAAAGUGCAUCGAAUGAAGUAAUGCUUUCUAAUUAUAAUAAGGUUCUUAUUGACCUCUAUUUUUCACUUCCACUGGGACUUAUCUGGAAGUUUUUCUGUCGUGAAAGAGCUCCAGCUGCAAUUUUGCAAAGGACGCUUAUACUCACCAGAAAAAUAAUUAAAAAAGGCUUCCCUAAUGCGAAAUUAAUUGAAUGUGGUGCUGCCUGCUGGAGCAAAGCUUUCUCCUACCCAAAGGUUCUUGUUGAUCCUAAAGUUCUUCUGGUAUUCAAGUCAAUUGCACCUUUAAUUCUUGACACCCUUCUUCGCGCUAAAUGCAUUAAAAACCUUCCAGAAGAUCAGUAUGUAAGCGACAGCUCUUUUGAUCCGAAUACGUUUUCGCUGAGUUUGAUGCAGCUUACCGCCUAUGUCCUUGGCACCGGGAGUGUAAGUUUUUCAUUGAAUGCGCUGGACUGCUCCGAUGACCCAUGUGCUCCCGACUAUGAAGCAUUUUGGAAUUCUGUGUUUGGGGGUAUUUAUUUGGUGCCUGGUAAAACCAUGGAAAUUCUUCCCGAUUUAUGUCAGUGUAUUCUUCGGGCGGGUGUACGGCGUUUUGAACAGUUGUCAUCGGUUUUUUCCGUUGAAUGUCUGGCCACAUUUGCUAUUCUUCAGUGUCACUCGCACGAAAAGUUGUUGGAGUUGGGCCUAAUUGAACGACUUCCAGUCAACUAUGAGCUACUGUCACUUGUCUGGCAAGCUCGAUCGUCUCUGGAGGGGGGCAGCACAUCUCAUGAGGUCGACGAAUAUCCGUCUGUGGUUGGAGCUGAACGCCUUGGGAUAUUCGUGGCGGAGCAGUUCGUUUCACUUCCCAUUAAAUUGGAGGUCCCAGCAAGCACUCUAUUCUUCCAAUCUGAUGCAUUCCGCGUAAAUUUCCUUCGGAUGCUCACCCUGGUUGCUCGUCUAGACAGGGUUUUCCUUAAUCGCAAGUGCUUACAGCGAUUUGUCGAAACAGGUGCGUCUAUCAUGACUACUGAUAAGUGUUUAAUAUUGCAUUGUGCAAAACGCAGUCAUGGCAAUUUACUGCACAUUUCCCUUUUAGUGGCUCUUUACAUUGCCGAGCAGCUUCAGUCCUCCCAGUCUUCCUGGAUGUACGUCCAGUGUUCGUCAGUGAGGUCUCGCAUGAUGGAAUCCACGGGGCAUCUCCUCUUCGAGGAGAUCUGUGUUCUCGGUACUCUCCUAGUGUUUGGAGGGGGUUCAAAUAGCUUGUACACAAUCAUUACCCCAUUCAAAACAGGGGAUGACAUUGAGGCUUACUGUAUUCGGUAUUGCCAUCUUUCAGCUAUUAACAGUUCUAUACUCAAAUUUACUGGACGCUACCUUGAAGCCUCUAUGGACUCUUUUAUCAGCCCUUUUUGGCAAAACUUUGUGCCGAGGCAGCCAGGAGCAGUUAAGUGUAGACAAAUCAAAACGUGCAAUGAUUUGGUGUUGCCCAAAUCUGUUACGCUGUUACUGUUCCCAGGUCCUCUGUUUGGUGAAUCCAUCUGGAAUAGCAUUGUUUUUAACAACCUGCAGUUGGAGGAAUACGAUCAGGAGAAAUACCCCUGUUCACCACUCCUCAUGGCUUUUUUAGCUGAGCUUUUAUCAAACACGCCAAGCCUUACUGUCACCAGACUUGAUGAGAAGUUUCUCCAGGAAAUUGUGAUCUUCUACGCUCAGCAACCAGCUAUUCCGAUUCCCCAUGAUGAUCCGCUCACCUAUUUGCAGAGGAUUGUGGACCAGCUGUUGUUUAUUCCUACGUACCUUCAGCUCUCAACGAAUGAUGCGGUAUUAUUUCUCUCCAAUAUGGCAAAACGUUGUCUCCGCCACAAACUCCAGAUGGAAUGCUUUGCGCCUGGACAUUGCACCUCGUUUACUCUUGCUACCUACAAAAAAAUUUUGCUUCCGGAACUAAACACAGAAUUCUAA
This is a messenger RNA of Mesocestoides corti, 2214 nucleotides long. NCBI's taxonomy places the organism in Eukaryota, Metazoa, Platyhelminthes, Cestoda, Cyclophyllidea, Mesocestoididae. The record is from the annotation of a GenBank genome assembly.